AUGACUGUAGACAAGGGCGUCGAAAGCCCGGUCACGUCCGAAGUGGGUAACGAGGAAGCCGGUGUUCAACAUGUCGUUAUAGAGGAGAUCACAAUCGAUCCUGAGGAGGAGAGGAAACUCCUGUGGAAGAUUGAUCUUCGCGUGAUGCCUCUUCUCUUUUUCAUGUAUUUCUUCAAUUCACUGGAUCGGAACAACUUGGGAGCAGCCAAAACCGACGGCAUUGAUACGGACCUGGGAUUUUCCAAGUAUCAGUACAACAUCUUGGUUUCAGUCUUUUACGUCCCUUAUUGCGCAUUAACAGUUCCAGCCAACAUCCUAACACGUAAGCUCUCUGCGCGAUGGACUCUGCCAUCCUACCUGCUUUUCUGGGGUGCCACAGUCAUCCUGUCCCCCGCAUGCCACAACUUUGGAGGACUUGCUGCCCUUCGAAUUCUCCUAGGAGUGGCCGAAGCCGGAUUUGGUGUUGGCGGAGUUUUCUAUCUCACCCAGUUCUACAAGCGUGAUGAGUUGGCCAAGAGAAUUGCGCUCUUCUACGGCAGCCAAACCGUUUCAGGUGCCUUUUCUGGCCUGAUUGCCUUUGGCGUCUUCCAAAUCAAGGGCCACCUGUACGGCUGGCAGUAUCUCUACCUGGUCGAGGGAGCUCUGACUAUUUUGAUUGGUGCCAUUGCUCUUGUCUUCCUACCACAACCUCCUCACGCCGCAAAGUUCCUUAAUGAGCGCGAGAGGGAAAUUUGCCGCCUGAGAUCACUCAAGGAUGCGUCCCAAGCCGUUGGUUCCAAGUUCGAACUUCGCGACUUCUUCGCGCCACUCAAGGAUUGGAAACUCUGGGUUUGGGCCUUUAUCGCGUUUUGCUUUGGCGUCACCAACUCUUCUGUCGGGAACUUCACCCCACUGAUCGUUGCCAAGCUGGGAUACAAUGCCGUUAAGACCAACCUAUACACUGUUGCCCCCUACUUGGUUUCGGCUGUCAUUCUCUUUGCGACAGCUGUCAGCUCAGAUCAUUUCCGUGAACGUACAUACCAUCUCAUCUCUGCCUUCACAAUGUCUUGUGUUGGUUUUAUCAUCAUCGCAUCUAUUGAUGUGGAGAAGAACAUCGGUGUCGCCUAUUUUGCAGUCUUCCUCAUCGUGGGCGGAUGCUUCACACCAUCUAUCAUCUUCCAUUCCUGGCAUCAAAACAACGUGCUAUCCGAAAACAGACGAGCUUUCAACAUUGCCUUCAUCACCUUCUUUGGUAACGCCGCUGGUCUUGUCUCCAGCAACGUCUUUACUCCUGACAGCGCCCCCAAGUACAUCCCAGCUCUUGUCACCAAUUACACCUUCCUUGCUGCUGCCAUUGUGGCUACCCUUUCCAUGAGACUCUGGAUGCAACGUCAAAACGCUCUGCGAAACAAGGCCCAGGGAGUCAACUGGACGAGUGCAGACGUGCCAACGCAUCUGUUGAUUGCUAGCUCGACUGAGAACCCUCACCAGAACCCAAACUUCCGUUUCGUCAUUUGA
Messenger RNA from Clonostachys byssicola, 1497 nucleotides. The record is from the annotation of a GenBank genome assembly. Lineage: Eukaryota; Fungi; Ascomycota; Sordariomycetes; Hypocreales; Bionectriaceae.